Molecule: messenger RNA, 2149 nt
Organism: Papaver somniferum (opium poppy)
Lineage: Eukaryota; Viridiplantae; Streptophyta; Magnoliopsida; Ranunculales; Papaveraceae
Product: scarecrow-like protein 21
Exons: 2
Coding region: 390-1958 (522 amino acids)
Biological process (GO): regulation of DNA-templated transcription
Cellular component (GO): nucleus
Molecular function (GO): DNA-binding transcription factor activity; sequence-specific DNA binding
Source: RefSeq, a predicted model, not a curated record
UAUGCAUUGGUCUUGCUUUGUUUGUAAUUUCAGUUUGAUUAUCUGGGGUUUGAGGGGUUCCAUAUGUUUUUCAUAGAGAUUGAAUAGUUUCUGAAAAUGGGUUGGUCAAAGAAUUUUAAAAAAUGGAGUGUUUGAGCUGAAAGACUGGAUUAUAAUGAAUGUUUGAGCUGAAUAGACAUCGUUUUGGAUUUGAGUUCUCUGUAAUUAGUUAUUGUAAGCUGUACAUGAAAGGGAAUAGCUUCUGAUUUUUUGGAAUAGGUUGUUGGUGUAAGAUUUUUGGGCAUGGUUUAGUUUGAGAUAUUUGAAGAUGGCUUCAAGGAAAUGAGUUAACAAGUUAAGGUCUACAGUAUCAAUUCCUUUGGUUCACUCAACCCCUACCAUAUUCUUAAAUGAGUUCGUCGAUGAAUCGCAAGAACUUAGAUGCAUCCAAUGGGUUUUACUGUAAGUCGACGCAGUGCUAUCCUCAAGAUUCUGAGGGUUUCGACCAGCACCCAUCCUUUAAUGACAUCACCCAAAUAAACAGCUUGCCAGUUCAAAGUUCACCCUCUACCAUCAGUUUUUCACCUAAUGGUAGCCCUAUUUCUCAGCUAGAUUCUCAAUCUAACCCAUCCGACUCACGUCAUUCCCCAGAUAACACCUACGGUUCUCAUAUCAGUGUAUCUUCAGUUACUGAUGAUGUUGAUGAUUUAAGGAACACAUUGAGAGAAUGGGAAUCUAUGAUGCUUGAACCUGAUCCAGAUAUGGCGGAUAGCUACGGGAGCACAAUCCACGGUGACAAAAAUCAAGCUUCGGUGGAGCACCAGAAAUUGAAAGAUAUGACAGAGGCGAUCCAAAGAGGAGAUUUGAAACAAGUUCUUGUAGGCUGUGCCAACGCCAUAUCAGAAAACGAUAUGCCAACAACAGAAUGGUUGAUAGCUGAGUUAAGGCAGAUGGUUUCAGUCUGUGGGGAUCCCGUCCAGAGGUUGGGUGCUUAUAUGUUGGAAGGGCUUGUGGCCAAGCUGGCUUCUUCAGGGAGUUCCAUAUACAAAGCAUUAAGAUGUAAAGAACCUGCCAGUGCCGAACUCCUCUCUCAUAUGCAUUCCCUAUAUGAAGCAUGCCCAUAUUUCAAGUUUGGGUACAUGUCUGCUAAUGGUGCCAUUGCAGAUGCCCUGAAAGAUGAAAACCGAAUUCACAUCAUUGAUUUCCAGAUUUCCCAAGGAACUCAGUGGCUCUCUCUAAUCAAAGCUCUAGCGAGUCGCACUGGUGGCCCCCCACAUAUACGUAUCACUGGUAUCGAUGAUUCUGUAUCAGCUUACGCCAGGAAUGGAGGGCUUCAACUUGUUGGGCAGAGGUUAUCUCACUUCGCUAAGUCAUGCAAUGUGCCUUUUGACUUCCAUGCUGGAGCUAUGUUUGGUAGCAAUGCAGAGCUGGAAAAUCUUACUCUGAGACCAGGGGAAGCUCUGGCAGUGAAUUUCCCACUCAUGUUGCACCACAUGCCAGAUGAGAGUGUAAGCACUCAUAAUCAUCGAGAUCGACUAUUAAGACUUGUCAAGAGCUUGUCACCCAAGGUGGUAACCCUAGUCGAGCAAGAAGCUAAUACUAAUACAGCCCCAUUUGUUCAACGGUUCAUUGAGACGUUGAACUAUUACACAGCUAUUUUUGAGUCGAUUGACGUAAAGCUUCCUAGGGAGGAUAAGGAACGGAUCAAUGUCGAGCAACAUUGCCUAGCCAGGGAUGUGGUCAAUAUCAUAGCAUGUGAAGGGGUCGAGAGGGUCGAACGUCAUGAACUUCUGGGCAAGUGGAAGUCCCGAUUUAUGAUGGCUGGGUUUACUCCGUACCCGUUGAGUCCAGUUUUCAAUGCCACCAUUAAGGCUGUGUUAGAGAACUACAACGAGAAAUAUACACUUGAAGAGAAAGAUGGGGCUCUUUAUCUUGGCUGGAAGAACAAAGCCUUGGUAGCCUCUUGUGCAUGGCAAUGAAAAUACAUAUUCCAAUUAAUGUUCCCUCUCCAGGUUCUUGAGCUCAGUAGAGAGUGAACAGAUUGUAGUACUGAAUUUGCUUUAGCUUUCGUUCUUUUCAGCAAGUAUGCAUUGUAAGUCGGCAUAAAGAAAAUGUUACCAGUGUAAUAAUCAAAAGUAGUUAAAUGAGAAUGAGUUUCAUUUGAAUUUUU